Messenger RNA from Closterium sp. Yama58-4, 1386 nucleotides. The record is from the annotation of a GenBank genome assembly. NCBI's taxonomy places the organism in Eukaryota, Viridiplantae, Streptophyta, Zygnematophyceae, Desmidiales, Closteriaceae.
AUGUUCACGGCCUACCUAGACAGUGAUGUGGAGGGGGAGUGGUGCUGCACUGGAGGGGGAGUGGUGCUGCACUGGAGGGGGAGUGGUGCUGCACUGGAGGGGGAGUGGUGCUGCACUGGAGGGGGAGUGGUGCUGCACUGGAGGGGGAGUGGUGCUGCACUGGAGGGGGAGUCGUGCUGCAGUGGAGGGGGAGUCGUGCUGCACUGGAGGGGGAGUGGUGCUGCAGUGGAGGGGGAGUCGUGCUGCACUGGAGAGGGAGUCGUGCUGCAGUGGAGGGGGAGUGGUGCUGCACUGGAGGGGGAGUGGUGCUGCACUGGAGGGGGAGUGGUGCUGCACUGGAGGGGGAGUGGUGCUGCACUGGAGGGGGAGUGGUGCUGCACUGGAGGGGGAGUGGUGCUGCACUGGAGGGGGAGUGGUGCUGCACUGGAGGGGGAGUGGUGCUGCACUGGAGGGGGAGUGGUGCUGCACUGGAGGGGGAGAGGUGCUGCAGUGGAGGGGGAGUGGUGCUGCAGUGGAGGGGGAGUGGUGCUGCAGUGGAGGGGGAGCGGUGCUGCAGUGGAGGGGGAGUGGUGCUGCAGUGGAGGGGGAGUGGUGCUGCAGUGGAGGGGGAGUGGUGCUGCAGUGGAGGGGGAGUGGUGCUGCACUGGAGGGGGAGUGGUGCUGCACUGGAGGGGGAGUGGUGCUGCACUGGAGGGGGAGUGGUGCUGCACUGGAGGGGGAGUGGUGCUGCACUGGAGGGGGAGUCGUGCUGCACUGGAGGGGGAGUCGUGCUGCAGUGGAGGGGGAGUCGUGCUGCAGUGGAGGGGGAGUGGUGCUGCAGUGGAGGGGAAGAGGUGCUGCAGUGGAGGGGGAGUGGUGCUGCACUGGAGGGCGAAAUCGCUCCGAUUUGGAAGAAUCCAACAGCACCUGACGCUACCUGCCGCUACCUCACACGCCGCGCCAGCGUCAUGCAGCUCUCACUGCCGCUCAGCUGGCAGUAGUGCCGGCAGGCUCACUGAAUUACAACAUUCACCGGCGCUAUCGUUUCUCCUAUCGCGGAUGCGCAUAACGCUUCUCUCGCCCAUCUACGGCACGUUCACCUUCCUGCCGCUACCUCACGCGCCGCACCAGCGUCACACGCACCGCGCCGGUAGUUAUGCCGCUCAGCUGGCAGAACUACCGGCAGGCUCACUGUUCACACCAGGGUUUGAGGAGAUGGAGAUGGAGGUGAUGGAACGGCAGGGUAUCGUGUUGGGAGCGCAGGGGAGUGUACGAGCGGUGCUGCCAGACCUCUACACGGAUGCACACAUUGUGGUUCAUGGAGUGAAUAGAAUUAUGGUGCUUGACAUGUUACUAGACCUGUACAUGGUGCUGGACUAUACGUAUCAAACUUUAUUACUAAUCUAA